Molecule: messenger RNA, 544 nt
Organism: Condylostylus longicornis
Lineage: Eukaryota; Metazoa; Arthropoda; Insecta; Diptera; Dolichopodidae
Gene: RpLP2
Product: 60S acidic ribosomal protein P2
Exons: 3
Coding region: 122-469 (115 amino acids)
Biological process (GO): cytoplasmic translational elongation
Cellular component (GO): ribosome; cytosolic large ribosomal subunit
Molecular function (GO): structural constituent of ribosome
Source: RefSeq, a predicted model, not a curated record
UUUCUAUUGUGAAUCAUUGACUCAUGUAAAUUAAUUGUUUCUUUUUACUCAAACUUUCAAAGUGUAGACUUGUUUUAUUUUUGUCGAGCUCACGUUUCGUGUCAAAAAAAGGACUUAAAAAAUGCGUUACGUAGCCGCAUAUAUGCUAGCCGUUUUAGGCGGAAAAGAAAAUCCUGCUGCAGCUGACAUUGAAAAAAUCCUUAGUUCUGUUGGUAUUGAAGCUGACAAAGAAUGCCUAACAAAAGUAAUUAAAGAAUUGAAUGGGAAGAAAAUUGAUGAACUCAUUGCACAAGGACGUGAGAAAUUAUCUUCAAUGCCGGUUGGCGGUGGUGCUGCAGCUGCAGCAUCAGCAGCCCCAGCAGGUGAUUCAGGAGCUGGAGAUGCUAAAAAAGAGGAGAAAAAAGAAGAGAAAAAGAAAGAAGAAUCGGAAUCUGAAGAUGACGAUAUGGGCUUCGGUCUCUUUGAUUAAAUGUAAACAGGUCCAACUACAAAUUUUACAAAAACGUUAUUUCUAUGAAAUAAAGUAUUGUUUAACUUAAAACAA